AUGACACCUGACAAAGCUUUGGUCUUACGUAUCAUGUGGGAAAAAGCAGAAUCUCCAGGUCUCAACUGGGACCACCUGUCCCGUGUUCUGGCAAAAGAAAACGAAAGUGCCAAACGGCAUAGUGGGGUCGUUUUCAGGGAAAGGGAUCCGAAUGGAAUCACCUUAGAAAAGAUGUAUCAUACCAUUAUUCUCCCUGCGCUUAAAAGGGGUGACCUACCUUACGCUGAUGCUCCCCAACCGACCGGAACAAAUCGACAUGUCACGGAGACUGGCUUCACCGCCAAUCAAACGUCCUCGAACACAACAUCCGUCAGUGAAAACCGCAGGACAACAAGAGACGGAAGGGAUGUCCAGGAGGAUAGGUCUUCCGCACCUAAGAGGAUGAGUGGAUCCUCAGCGACAAGGAAAAGGAAGGAAAGAGACGAGGACUUCAUUGUAGAAAUUGAUGAGUUGUCAGAAGGUGAAACAGAAGCGAGACCGAGAAAGCAACCCACUCGACAAAAGAAACAACCUCUUCCCAACUGGGUGACAAGAGAUGAUUCCCCCCUCUCUUCGAUUGCCUCGACUCGAUCACCGUCACCUACUCCCGCAUCGGUUGAAUUCGACCAGGAAAACUUAACCGUUACUAGACCUCCCAUCGGCCAGCCUGUAGCAGUCUCAUCUCAUGUAACUGAUCAAACUGCCAACUCGAGUCGUCCACUCCACGUCAAAGGCGAACCUCCUUCAUCUCCUCAAGUUCCCGGGGGAUAUAUCCGAAACCGACAAUCUCCUUUGGCCGAACUCCAAGUCAAACCUGUUCUUCCCUCUUCACAACGCCGUACACUAUCAUACAGUUCGAAAAUCCGAGAAGAAAGUAAUCUCCUCGAAGGUUCAGAAGCCUGUUUUUCAUGUCGGAACUCCCAACCUCCCCGAGAUUGUUGGCAGAAUAAAGGUUCUCAUAAAUGUGUACCAUGUGGGACAGGUCCAUGUUCUCUUCAUCCGACUCCUGUGAAUGUGAAAAUAGGUCGAGGACUGACUUCAGUGGCUUCUUUGUUGAGGGGAAGAGCGUUGGACGCAAUGAGCAGGGGAGAGAAGAACAUUGGUGAUAUCGUAUUGAGUGUGGAUGGGUUGAUCCCUGCUUUAGAUUUUCAUGGAGGGGAUUGGCAGCAGCUGAAAGAGGUCAGCAAGGAUCUACACAAGGUUGAUGAAGAUGCGAGAGGACGUGGAGGAAGACAUACCGAAAUGCCCCCUAAACCUCCCAAAAGCAGGGUCAACAAAACGAUGUCGAUCAGUCCUCCAGCCGUGGCUGACCAUACCACAAAACCAUCUUUACCUGACAAGAACCUCGUUUUGGAAAUACUACUCGCUCGACUCGAUGCUGCGAAAGAUAUGGAUUGGUAUCAAUUAUCUCUCUCUCUGUCCUCCACCAACAGUUCCGACCAAGAUGAACACAAGGGUGGUAAACGGAAGAGUCCUGUGAUGGAGAAAGGCGUAGCAAAGAAGAAGAAAGAGGAUGACGAACUGAACGGAACUUCUUUAAGGGAGAUGUAUUAUAAUAGAAUAUUACCUGCGCUGAAAGAAGGUAAAGCACCGUGGAUCGAGAUGCCGGAAGAGGAUGUUUCGUCAGCCAGCGAGAAGGACCAGCCUAGCCCUAUCACUGAAGAAGUCUUCGAGGCACGCAGCCACCAGAUAGGUAGGAAAGUGGUGAGGAAACCUAAGGCCGGGGGACCUAUGGAGGAAGAUGAGAAUGAUGAUAAGAGCGAGAUCAUGACUGACGGUGCUCAUGAGGAUGAAGUGAUGAAAGACGAGGAUCUCGAAAGUGAGGAAGGGGACCUAUUGGAAUAUGAAAAUAAACCCAAGGAUCAGAAGAAGAGUGAACCUGGUCCAGUCCUUGUUCCUAUCGCCAACGACAAGAUACAGCCUGUGAAGAAGCCAAUUACUCGUAAGCUUCUCGGAGGUAAACCGAAAGAACCCAAACGUCCUCCUGGUCUAAAGACUCCUAAUAGUCCCGGACGAUUUAUCGAUGGCGACGGCGAGGUUUGUGAUGAUGUAGAAGGUAAUAACGAUGAGAUAUUGAGUGUUAUGUGUGUGGUAGUAGUGGUAGGUGAAAUCGUGAAAUGA
Molecule: messenger RNA, 2100 nt
Organism: Tremella mesenterica DSM 1558
Lineage: Eukaryota; Fungi; Basidiomycota; Tremellomycetes; Tremellales; Tremellaceae
Exons: 5
Coding region: 1-2100 (699 amino acids)
Source: RefSeq, a predicted model, not a curated record